GUUAGGAAGGACGUUAGGUUUGAGGUUGGUGUAGAGGAGAAUAACUACCAUGACUUCCAGUGCUUUGACGAAACCUCAGAUGCGAGGCCUUCUGGCCAAGCGUCUGCGAUUUCACAUUGUUGGAGCCUUCGUUGUAUCCCUGGGGGUUGCAGCUUUCUAUAAGUUUGCUGUGGCCGAACCAAGAAAGAAGGCAUAUGCAGAUUUCUACAGAAACUACGAUUCCAUGAAAGAUUUUGAGGAGAUGAGGAGGGCUGGUAUCUUUCAGAGUGCAAAGUGAUUUUGGAAUGUAAAGAAUUUCUUUGGGUUGAGUUCAAUUGAAGUUUGUCACUGACCUGUGUUCCUGAACUAUGAAGCA
Molecule: messenger RNA, 355 nt
Organism: Neogale vison (American mink)
Lineage: Eukaryota; Metazoa; Chordata; Mammalia; Carnivora; Mustelidae
Product: cytochrome c oxidase subunit 6C
Exons: 1
Coding region: 50-277 (75 amino acids)
Biological process (GO): mitochondrial electron transport, cytochrome c to oxygen
Source: RefSeq, a predicted model, not a curated record